UCACUCAGUCUACGAACGUUUGCCACGAGACUUCGAUCUCUCCACCGCAUCGCACACCGCUAUCUCUGUCUCUCUCUUUUCUAUCCACCCGCCUGUACCCGUCUCUCUCUCUCUCUUUCUCUCUCUGUCUCUCUCUCUCCACUUUUCCUUUUCCCCGCUCGCGCGGCCAGAUAGAAAGCCAACGGUGGACCGGGGAGGCGCGCGUAGUAACCGUGCCGACGGUUCAGCGUCAACGGAGAGGUCCUGCCGUAGUUACCUCGUGCUCUUUCGGUUACUCCGGCCCCGUAUAGUCACCGUGCAACCCCCGUUCGUCCGCUUCGACCGGCUGCGGAUCUACCUGCGGCGCAGCGAGAUUCCUGUGACUUCGAUAGCGGUGCGAUAACCACAAAGUACCAAGAUGGCUGCAUUCGUGGCGAAGCAGAUGGUCGGGAACAAGCUCAAUGCGGUUAAAGGAGCGGUAGGCGGCGAAGGCGGUGACGAAGAUGACAAGGAGAAGGAGGAAGAGGCCGAGAGGGAGAGGUUGGAGGCUAUCAGGGAGGCCGAGGAGCGAAGGAAGGAGAAGCACCGUAAAAUGGAAGAGGAACGAGAGAAGAUGCGACAGGAGAUCAGAGACAAGUAUAACAUAAAGAAACGAGAGGAAGUGCAAGAGAUCCAGCAAGAAGAACCUAAUCCUCUGAUGCGAAAGAAGAAAACGCCGGAGGAACUGGCGGCUGAAGCCGAAGCCGAGGACGAGGACGAUUUCACUAAACUGAGGAACACGAUAGAAACGCAGGUGAACGAAUUCAAAACGCAAAUCGAAGCAAAGUGCAACCUCCAAUGAGCCUAUCACUCCGCGCGGUACGCGAGAAAGAUGACGACGCCGUACGUCGUCGUCAGAAUCGCGUCCGUUUCUCAUCCUCUGUUGUCCGAAAGAACAAAGAGGCAAGGGGUAGCGGAAGAUAUAACAAAGCAGCGAGAAAGCGGAGGAAUAACACGUGAAGUAGCCAUCAGCAUUGGGAUGCCAUCGUCGUGUCGACCAAUCGUCGAUCGAUUUCAAUGGUCGAUUGGUCGAUCGUUGCUUAGAGCAAAGUGAGCGACGAGAACGAUCCAGAGGACUUGCCAAGAUUUUCCAGGGAAUUCCUGAAGGAUCUUUCAUUGCCGUCAAGAUUGGAUGCAACUUUGGAAAUCGGAAAUGAUCCCGUUGAGAAUUUUGUUCUAAACAAAACUUAGGGAUGAUCCAAGAAGAAAAAUUGCUUCUCCAAUUGUUUAAAAUAUAUAGAGAAAUACGAAAUGGAUUCAAAAGGUUGAAAUUUAUGGAAUAUUGUGAAUUUACAAAUUCGCACCUGCUGAAGGAAAUUAAAAACCAAAUUUCAAAGAUUUCAUUUCGAGAAGAGUUUAAGCUUCAACAAAGCCAAUAUUUAGAAUUUAAAACAAAUUAUUGACUAAAAAUGCGAAGCUGAAUUUUAGACAAAUUACAAUGCAAUUAUGUUCUAAACAGAUUAGAAUCUAAAAAAAUUCAGCAGGAAUUCAAUAAGGAACAAAAUGUGACGUAAUACGAAUUUCAUUGGACAUCAUAAAUCUUCAAAUAUUAACUAAAUAAACGAUAGAAUUAAAUUUAUACGCUAAAUAGAAAAAAAAAUCAGAAGACAAAUUAAAUCAGCAGAUAAAAGAAUGGAGUUGAAGAUGCUCGCCGUUAAGUCUCUCAAUCCCUGCGACGAGCAACUAAAAACUUUAGUAAAAUAAAAGUUUCCGUAAACUUGGAUGAAUGCGAAAAAAUUCUCGACGGACGUCCCGAUAUUCCCCAAUACAAUGCAACGAAGAAAAACAGACGACAUUGAAGAAAAAGAUCAUGAAGUCGAAGAUCACACCAGGAGAAUCGAUAAACACACUAUGGAUGAUCGCCUUGAAUAUAUGAAAUAGGACAAAUAAGUACACAAAAUCGGUAUGUUUCUUGAUAAAACGGAGAAGACAAGAUUGCAUAAAUCAAUAUAUCGCGGGAAAAAAAUUCGACAUCUGUAGAAACCUAAUCUCAUCUGAUUUGUAAAGUAAAUCACGUGGCAAGACGGAAGAAGAUUUCCAGAAGAGCGAGAGGAAAGAUGUUUGAAAUAUUGUCGAUCGUCAAUGGUGUUCGUGAUGGGAAAGUUCAGAAGGGAAAAGUGAUGUAAAUGAUGACGAAGGCAGAAAGGGGAAAAAUAAGAGAAAAAGAAAGAAAGAGAGAGAGAGAAUGCUGACUCGACCAGAGUGUGAUUUUUUUAUGUCAUUGUUGCAGUUAAAACAAAGUGCGAAGUGACGUUGUUUUAUAUAGGAUAAUUAGGUGUUCUGUAGAAUGUGUUUAGGCGUAGUAUAGUUUUAUGACGAAUCAAUUAUCCGAUAUGACGAGUGAAAUAUCCAAUCGGGUGGGUAAUCGAGUUAUUUUCUAUUUAUAGUUCGUCUAGGUGUUUCACACACAAAGUUACGGAGAAUUUUUGGCGCAAUUUGGUGGUUUGAAAAUCAGCCAAUAGAUUCAUCGUUCGAUUAUUAUCAAUGUUAACGUUUCGUUCAUCUAGAUAUUUUACGGAAUUACCUAUUUAUUCUACUACGUUCCAAGAUCGAUAUUAUUAUUGUCGCACACGACGAACGUUUCGGACAUAUUGAUUGAUUCUCGGAUAGGGAUGCUCUAUAUAAUUAGACGCGCGAUUUUUGGAACGAUCUUUGAAAACGUUUUCAGGUAAUCAUCGAGACUUUCCAAGUUCUCUAUCCAACAUCAAUAAUUGGCGCAAAGUACAUCUGAGAGAUUGUUUCGCGACAACAGUAAUAUUCUAUCUUUGAGGUCUUACUAUAGUUGCCGCACGAUCAGUCGGUCAGACGUACUUAUUAGCUGUCCGACAGGAAACUUCGGACAUAGUUGGGUAUUUGAACACGAAACCUCAAACUUCCCUAUUAGAUGAUCAAUUAACAGUUCCGACAUAUUCGUCGUAUGAACCUCUAUACUACUGCAUAUACAGUCGGCAUUAACUAUCUCUGGAUUAAUUGCUGUCCCUUUCUAUCGUGUUAUAAACCCUUCUCUUAGGUGGUAAUCGCGUUGCAGCUUUUGACUAUAGAAUUAUGGAUUGCUAGCUGUACAGUUUCUAUCAUGAUAUACAAAAGACAAGGUGCAAAGCUCCGUCUACAGUGAGAAAGAACAGACAACGUAAGUAAAAAUAAUCCCAAAUAAGCAAGAUAACAGAAAUGUAAUUAAAAUAUGGAAAAAAUUAAUGAGCAAAUAUAUUAAAAAGUGAAGUUAUUGGUAAAAGCUGAGCCAAUAUCGGUUACGAUAUUGGCUCAAUAUUUUCAAUAUUUGAGAUUAAUUUUUGAUUAAUUAUGCGCUACUUUUUUAUCGAACGCAUUAACCUUGUCUUUUUACGUCAUGAUUUCUACGUACACAAUACAUAAAACAUGCAAUAAACAUAUCAAAGCCGGAUAUAUUCAUGCGCCUAGUGCAUUUAAAUUCAUAAUUAUUGAUAUUAAAUUGCAAAUAAUUUAAAUUCAUCGAUUUAAUACCUACGCAGAAUCUACAAGAUCGAAGGGAGCAGAUGCGAUAAUAAGAUAAUGUGUGUGACAGUGUAAUAUCCCUCAAAAUUCUGUCAAAUUACACAUUAUUUCUCUCGACCGGCAAGCAAAAUUUUACACUAGCAGUUGAUAUUUUAUAGUUAAAGGUUUUAGACUCCUUUUUAGAGUCCAAAAAAAAUUCAAUUACAAUGCAGCGCCGUCUGGUCGCGCAGCAUACGGCUCUCAAAGCAGAUAUUAUGCUUGCAAAUAUCACGUGCUCUAAAACAAGGCGCAGGGCGGAAAGUUUAGCCCCUCUCGUUCGCUACGAUGCAAUGACGAUGGAUCUUAAUAUAUAUACAUAUUAUAUAUAUAUAUAAAUAUAUACAUAAAUAAAUAUAGAUAACUAAGAAAAGACGAAAGAAGCAAAAAAAAAAAAGAAACGUACGUUAGCACGUUAAGUUUUUAGGAAAGGAUUUUUGGAUAGUGAGAAAAUAAUAAAAAAUAGCUGAGUUAUAUAGUAGAUAAAAGUUCGUUCGCGCGCGACAAACUGUUUCGAUAUAUUAAGGGGAGAGGGAAAUGACGAAGGAGGAGUUCUUAUUAUUAUCGUCAUUAUUAGUAAUGCUACCAUGAUUAUUAUUAAGAUUCCGUAUUUAAAGAUCAACAUCGAGCGCCAUGGAAGAAUCGCCACGAAAUAUAAAAGAUGAUAAUUAGUAAUCCUCGCUCUGCCAUUUUUCCAAUAAAUCCGAAAAGAAAAGUGUUAAUUUAAAAAAAGUUAAGUGAGAAGCGAAAA
Messenger RNA from Linepithema humile (Argentine ant), 4276 nucleotides. It is a transcript of the gene cpx, whose product is annotated as complexin. Gene Ontology annotation, molecular function: syntaxin binding. Gene Ontology annotation, biological process: regulation of neurotransmitter secretion; synaptic vesicle exocytosis; neurotransmitter transport. Gene Ontology annotation, cellular component: terminal bouton; SNARE complex. Lineage: Eukaryota; Metazoa; Arthropoda; Insecta; Hymenoptera; Formicidae. The record is from RefSeq and is a predicted model, not a curated record.